This is a messenger RNA of Phymastichus coffea, 1593 nucleotides long. RefSeq names its product protein phosphatase 1 regulatory subunit 36-like. The transcript has 6 exons. Gene Ontology annotation, biological process: negative regulation of phosphatase activity. Gene Ontology annotation, molecular function: phosphatase binding. NCBI's taxonomy places the organism in Eukaryota, Metazoa, Arthropoda, Insecta, Hymenoptera, Eulophidae. The record is from RefSeq and is a predicted model, not a curated record. Bases 121 to 1428 code for a protein of 435 amino acids.
GUUACAAGCAUCAACUGCUAUCAGCACAAUGUUAUUUAAAAUUUAUUCAGCAUUUAAAAAUCAGUGUUCGUUGGUAAUUUUUUAAUUGAUACAUUACUUAGAGGAAACAAACAUUGAGAUAUGGACGAAAGGCACUUUAUAUGGGACGAAGUAUACGAAGGGAUUGUAUCAUCAGGACCAACAGAGGCGGAAAGUAAAAAAAAGAAAGUUAAAAAAAGAAAGUCCGAGAAGAUUGAAACGAAGGUUUACUGUCCACACAAAGGUCUAAUUUUUGCAUUCAAGGAAUCACUGAGCUUCGCAGAACAGUCAAAGUUCCGCAAGCUCUACCAGCGCAAGCACGCCUCUGAGAUGGAUGUGGUGUUGCUCCAAGACGUCAAAGAUUUGGCUUUAUACUCCAUCGCCUCGCCGAUGAGCCUGGAGUUCAUUGGAUUCGCGCAUUUGGCAGUGGUGGACCGCUUUCUGCGAGCGCUUAUCUUGUACUUACAGCACUAUUUGGUCACCUGGACGGAGUUGGGUGCGAAACGUGCAGCGACAGCCAAACGCGCGGCUAAUCCUUUGGCUGGAGGCGCAAGAGUCGAACGGGCCAACGAGAUGAAAGCUCUACGAUGUCUUCUCGCCAGAGCGUAUUACGAUCUGUUAAUGGGUUGCGUCAGCCAGCUCAAAAAGUACCAUCACAUGGCUGCGGGAAGUAUGUCGUUUGUCCAGAGCAAGGGGGAGAAAGAUCUCAGGUUGUUCGAGGGUCUUAUACAGUUGGCUCAUAGGGUUGCCUGGAUCGCACUGGAGCGUCAACACAAGGAACUUAUAGAGUUAGAGAUACAUCGACUCUUUAGAACGGAUCCGUUCAAUACAGCUAAAAGGAAAUAUGCCGACAGUGGCAUUGAUUUGGAAGUGCCAGAAGACGAACAUUGGAUCCUUUACGGACCUAAAAUGCCUCCUUGCGUGAAGAUCCUUCAAAAUUCUCCUCUGAUUUAUGAGAUUUUGCGUACUAGAUGUGAUCACCGCAUCCUACUUCUGGGUUUAACAAAUGCAAAAUCUAGCGAUCCUCGUAUAAUAUACCUUGAAAAUGCAUUCCUUGCAAAAGAAGAGGAUUUGCCUAGACUAGGAAUCAAAGUCGGGAUUUUAGGUUUGCCUCGGACGGACUUUGACGUGAUCUUAAUACCCCGUGCGAGUGAGGAUGAUCAAGUGAUCGUUGAUGAUGCGGAUACCGAAAAAAUUGAAGGAGCUGAUGAUUAUGAAACAUUGAUACCUCCAUACGGCAGUGAUUUAGAGCUAGACAAACCGUUCCCUGUGAACAAAUCAAGUCAAUACGUGAACGGUCAUCAAAUUUGCGCUAAAAGCAGAAAAAAGUGGAUGGUACGAGAAAUGAGUCGUGCUGCUAUGAACUACGUGGAAACCUACUCAAUGGCCACUACACCGACUGAUCGCUAAAAGCUUUAUAAUGUCAGUACUCUGUACUUGACUAUGUUGAAAUGAUGUAUGGGAUACAAACGCUCGAAACAAAUUAAAAAUAUUUGAUUUUCUUUAUAUAUACUAGUAUAUUUCUUUUUCCAUAAACUGUAAAAAGUCCAUUUGUAUCGCGAUUACGUGUUCGUU